AUGGGAGCAACACAAAGCUCUGGAACUAAGCUUUCUUUAGCUGAUCGUCGUUAUAAAGUUAACAGUCCAAGAGCUGAUUCUUUAUUAGUUCAGCAACGGCAUAGUGGUCGCAAAUUGGGUGGAGUGGCAGUGGAGCCUCGAGAUAGCCCACAAUGCAGUUCUACAACAAAAGAAUCGUUUCAAUUGAAUGACGAUUCACAACAGGCUAUAAUUUUUGAUAUGGAAACUUUGGAAGCGGGAGAUAAAAAUCGAAGAAGAAAAUCUGGCUCUAAUGGAAGCACUAAUUCAAACGAGACAUUAAAUAGGCAAAACCAAAAUUUACAAAUGUCUAGAAUCGAAAAUUCAGCCUCCGUUGUAACUAUUUUAUUAACUCGUACUCAACGUGUUCUUAUUGAAAACAGCUGGAAAAGGGCUAAAAAAGGAGCCGCUGAUGGUGGUGUUGGUUCACGAGUUUUUCAUACAGUUUUGACAGCACAGCCAGACAUUAAAUUGCUUUUUGGGUUGGAAAAAGUACCACAAGGCCGCCUUAAAUAUGAAGGACAAUUUCGAAGACAUGCAAGUGUUCUUACGCGUGCAUUAGAAUAUAUCGUCAAAAACGUGCAAUAUACAGACAAAUUAGGCAUUCAUUUCCAGGCGCUAGGCAAAAAACAUUGCCAGAUGAAUGGUGGAAGAGCUUUUCCGACACAUUAUUGGGAUACAUUUCUUGAGUGCAUUAUACAAAGUCUGCUGGAAUGUGAUGGCACUAGUGGGGGAAGGAAGCAUCGAUGUAGAGAGACUGCUAUGGCAUGGAGAAAUUUGAUUUCCUUCAUAGUUCAACAAAUGAGAAGAGGUUUUGAAGAUGAGCGUUUGUUGCGCAAACGCUUCUCUGCUUCCUUAAUGGGAAUUCGUGGUAUUAAGAGUAAUUGUAUAAAAUCUAGUGGGAAUUCAAGCGAACGAAGUCUAAAAUCGUCAGGCAAGAUAUUAAAUAUUUGCAAAUAAUAUUC
This is a messenger RNA of Meloidogyne enterolobii, 983 nucleotides long. The record is from the annotation of a GenBank genome assembly. Lineage: Eukaryota; Metazoa; Nematoda; Chromadorea; Rhabditida; Meloidogynidae.